Limanda limanda (common dab) is the source of this 3590-nucleotide messenger RNA. It is a transcript of the gene pgm2l1, whose product is annotated as phosphoglucomutase 2-like 1. The coding region runs from base 53 to 1924 and encodes 623 amino acids. Gene Ontology annotation, biological process: carbohydrate metabolic process. Gene Ontology annotation, molecular function: intramolecular phosphotransferase activity; glucose-1,6-bisphosphate synthase activity; magnesium ion binding. The transcript has 14 exons. NCBI's taxonomy places the organism in Eukaryota, Metazoa, Chordata, Actinopteri, Pleuronectiformes, Pleuronectidae. The record is from RefSeq and is a predicted model, not a curated record.
UGUCCGCUGCCCGGGAGCCGGUCACAUGAGGGUCCGCUGACCGGGGACCAGCAUGGGAGAAGACCGCGGAGGAUCCGGGGACCUGAACCCGAACCUGCGGGGUCAGAGCACCGGGGACCCGGAGCUGGACGAGGCGGUGCACCGGUGGUUCACCUGGGACAAGAACCAAUGGACCCGGGCUCAGGUGGAGUCUCUUCUGGCCGAGGGUCAGUUUGACGAUCUGAGGACACGGCUCGGCAGCAGGAUGAGCUUCGGGACGGCCGGACUCCGAGCGCCGAUGGGAGCCGGGUUCAACCGGAUCAACGACCUCACUGUCAUCCAGUCCACACAGGGUCUGUGGUCCUACCUGUCCAGGCUCUUUGCUGACCUGGGCAGCCGAGGUGUGGUGGUGGGGUUUGACCCCAGGGGACAGGUCGAGAGCGGCUGUAGCAGUCAGAGGUUGGCCCAGUUAGCGGCUGCUGUGCUGCUCAGUAGAGACGUCCCCGUCCAUCUUUUCUCUACGUUUGUCCCCACGCCAUUCGUGCCGUAUGCUGUGAAGAAACUGGGAGCAGCCGCUGGAGUUAUGAUCACCGCUUCACAUAAUCCUAAAGAAGACAACGGGUACAAGGUGUACUGGUGUAACGGCGCUCAGAUCACCGCCCCUCAUGACAAGGAGAUCCUGCGGAGCAUCGAGGAGCAGCUGGAGCCCUGGAGCGCCUCCUGCUGGGACGAGGAGCUGGUGCAGCGCUGCUCCCUGAGGACCGAGCCCCUGACCCCCAUCACCAGCUGCUACAUGGAGGAGCUCGCCUCCCUCUGCUUCCACAGGGAUCUGAAUCGCAGCUGUCCUUUGAAGUUUGUCCAUUCAUCCUUCCACGGCGUGGGACACGUCUUCGUCCAGCAGGCCUUCCAGGCCUUUGGCUUCCAUCCACCAAUCCCUGUACCGGAGCAGAAAGACCCGGAUCCCAACUUCCCCUCCCUCCGAUGUCCGAACCCAGAGGAAGGCGAGUCGGUUCUGGAGCUUUCUCUUCUUCUGGCAGAGCGGGAAAACGCUCGGAUCGUCUUGGCAACGGAUCCUGAUGCCGAUCGUUUGGCUGUAGCAGAGAAGUCUGAUGGGUGUGGCUGGAAGGUGUUCACAGGUAACGAGCUGGCAGCUCUGCUGGGUUGGUGGAUGUUCUUUAACUGGAAGGAGACUCAUCCCGACCCCUCAGACACUGGGAGCGUUUACAUGUUGGCCACCACAGUGUCGUCCAAGAUCCUGCGCGCCUUGGCUCACACGGAGGGGUUCCACUUCGAGGAAACUCUUCCAGGGUUUAAAUGGAUCGGGAACAGGAUGCACGAACUCUCCAAAACAGGGCACACGGUCAUAUUCGCCUUUGAGGAGUCGAUCGGUUUCCUGUGCGGCAGUAUGGUCCCCGAGAAAGAUGGCGUGAGCUCGGCAGCCGUGGUGGCAGAAAUGGCUUCUUACCUCCACAACAAGAGCCUGAGUCUGAAGCAGCAGCUCCACAACAUCUACCUGACGUAUGGGUUUCAUGUGUCUAAGACCUCCUACAUCGUCUGUCACCACCCGCCCACCAUCCAGAAGAUCUUUGGUCGGAUCAGAAACUUUGACGGCGAGGGAUCGUACCCAAAGUCGUGCGGAGGCGUCAGUAUCGUCCAUGUCAGAGACGUAACCACGGGAUACGACAGCAGCCAGGCGGACCUCAGAUCUGUUCUUCCUGUGUCCAGGAGCAGUCAGAUGAUCACCUUCACGCUUCAGAACGGCGUGGUGGCCACACUGAGAAGCAGCGGCACGGAACCCAAGAUCAAAUACUACACAGAGCUCUGCGCACCGCCAGGGAAAAGUGACAUGUCCAGUCUGGAGGAGGAGCUUACAAAGGUGACGACCAAUCUGCUCGACGAGUUCCUGGAACCAGAGAGAAACAACCUGAUUCGUCGUUUUGUCUAACCCCACCUCCACGCACCUGGUCCCUCUCUGUGGUGUCACUUCCUGUUGUGUUAGCUCCUCUCUGUAGUGUCACUUCCUGUUGUGUUAGCUCCUCUCCUUAGUGUCACUUCCUGUUGUGUUAGCUCCUCUCUGUAGUGUCACUUCCUGUUGUGUUAGCUCCUCUCUGUAGUGUCACUUCCUGUUGUGUUAGCUCCUCUCUGUAGUGUCACUUCCUGUUGUGUUAGCUCCUCUCUGUAGUGCCACUUCCUGUUGUGUUAGCUCCUCUCUGUGGUGUCACUUCCUGUUGUGUUAGCUCCUCUCUGUUGUGUCACUUCCUGUUGUGUUAGCUCCUCUCUGUAGUGUCACUUCCUGUUGUGUUAGCUCCUCUCUGUGGUGUCAAUGAAGUUCAUGUCGGACUGAGGAAGAAGAAAGUGACCGAAGAUUGAGAACAUCAUGCAGAGAGGGAACUCAGCAGAGAGCAUGAUGGGAACUCGGCAGAGAGCAUGAUGGGAACUCAGCAGAGAGCAUGAUGGGAACUCAGCAGAGAGGGAACUCAGCAGAGAGCAUUAUGGGAACUUGGCAGAGAGCAUGAUGGGAACUCGGCAGAAAGCAUGAUGGGAACUCGGCAGAGAGCAUGAUGGGAACUCGGCAGAGAGCAUGAUGGGAACUCGGCAGAGAGCAUGAUGGGAACUCGGCAGAGAGGGAACUCAGCAGAGAGCAUGAUGGGAACUCGGCAGAGAGCAUGAUGGGAACUCGGCAGAGAGCACGAUGGGAACUCGGCAGAGAGCAUGAUGGGAACUCGGCAGAGAGCAUGAUGGGAACUCGGCAGAGAGCACGAUGGGAACUCGGCAGAGAGCUUGAUGGGAACUCGGCAGAGAGCAUGAUGGGAACUCGGCAGAGAGCAUUAUGGGAACUCGGCAGAGAGCAUGAUGGGAAAUCGAGUCCAUAGAAAAUAACAAAUGUGUUUUGAGGUGAAUGAAAAUGACAUUGAAACCUAAUGUUUGUUUUCCUGCAGUUUCUCAAUGUGGAAGUUGAUUAAUGACAAGUUUUAGGUUUUUAUAGCAGCCGGCUGGUGCCAAACCAUAUUUCAUCAGUUUUAAUUAUUCUAAUAUUAAAUUAUGAUACUCCAAUAAUUCUUAAAUACAUUCUCUAAAGGUAGUAAGAUGCUCAAAAAACAUGAAUGAAACUGAUUCUUUACUUUUCUGAAAAAAGAAAGCGAUCAAAUUAUAUCUUGUGUCAGAAAAAGCUUUAAAUCAAAGUCCAGCUUUGAUUAAAACGUGAUGUUUGUGUUAAACUGCUUCAGUUCCUAAUGAAUCUUUCAUCUGAUCAAAUAUGUAUCAAUAAUGAAGCUGCUCAUUAAGUGAACUCCAAAACGUUGAGAUUAGAUUGACUCUGCUCCACACACGGAGGUAAAGGCCUCUUUAAACUAACAGAAGCUUCUCUGUGGAUUUAAUUCAUUUUUGUACUCGACAGGUGAAAAGAUGAGCUGCUAGUGAAGAUGUGUUGCCAUGACGAUAGAGGCUUUUUCGGCUCCAUGUUGUUAUUUUCUUUAUGAACAGAGAGAAUCUUUAUUUUGAAUGUUUACGUCUCUCUCGGUCGUCAUGGAGAUUCCUCUGUGUAAAGUGCUUCUGUCAUCACCAUGGUAACUGUUUCCUCUGACUUGAAAUAAAUCAAAGUGAAAAUGAAA